AUGAAAUUAACUCUAUUAUUAAUUAUCUCAUUUAUAUUAUUUAGUAAUGUUGUAUUUUCACAAAAGUUUAAUCUCUUUAAUUUCGAGCAAAACCAUUGUUUAACAACACCAGAAUUAUUUUUAGACGAAUGUCAACUUUUAAAUAGUACAUUACCAAUGUGUAAAGGAUAUAUGAGAGUUACAUAUGUAAGUAGUAACACAUAUGAAUUCUCUAUUUUCAAUACAUCCACCCCACUUUGCGGUCAAGUUAAUAGAAAAGCAGGUUCAAAUUUUACUUGUGAUCAAAGUACAAAUGGAGUUAAACAGAAUUACACUGGUUUUUCAGUCACAUGUAUAAGUACCUCAAAUGAAUCUUCUUUAUCCUCAAAAACUCAACAAUCAAUUGUUUUUACGGUUUUAUUAUUAUCAUUGGCUUUAAUUGCUUCUAUCUUUUAA
Dictyostelium discoideum AX4 is the source of this 435-nucleotide messenger RNA. It is a transcript of the gene ponL, whose product is annotated as ponticulin-related protein. The record is from RefSeq and is a predicted model, not a curated record. The transcript has a single exon. Gene Ontology annotation, cellular component: plasma membrane. Lineage: Eukaryota; Evosea; Eumycetozoa; Dictyosteliales; Dictyosteliaceae. The coding region runs from base 1 to 435 and encodes 144 amino acids.